AUGGAGACAAUAUAUCUCGACAAAUCAGCUCUAAAAGCAGUGGAUGACUACUGGGAGUACAGAAGGACUGUGGGUGUUGAUGAUGGAGGAAAGCUGUUCACUCCAGAGCAAUAUGAGGAGUACAAGAGGAAGGUGGUCCCUCAGCGAGUGAAAAACAGGCUAUAUGUGAGCUUUGGGGUCCCAGGAGGCAUCGACUGCAAACUCAUCGGCCCUGAGACACAGUGCUUCUGUACACAUAGGUACAAGCAACAUAAGACUGACUUUGAAGUGGCUCCCUCUGAGAGACCGAUCGCUCUACAAUGCCAGGUCAAAGGAUGUCGUUGUCCUGCCUACCGGUAUGUUCCCCGGAUUGGACCAAACCCUGUUCGCUGCAGGUGUAAGCACUUACCUCACGAUCACAGUGAGGCUGCUGGCCACUUCUGCAAAAAGUGCAGUUCCUGUUCUGGGUUCCAGAGCACCUACACCUGUGGAUGUGGCCAGCCCAGCUCUGCCCACCGGACCCUAGUUGAGACAAAAACAGAAAGGGAGGCACGCGGUCAGCCCAUAGGCAGGGAUGUCCCUUAUGCUGCCAUGGGAGGGUUGACAGGGUUCAGCUCUUUGUUGGAUGGUUACCUCGCUUUGGAAACCAGUGGCUCAGAUCAAGACAGAGAAGAUGGCUCCCAGCAGAGCUGUUCGGCAUCGAGGAUGAAAGAAGCGUCUACUAAAACAUCCAGCUCUUAUCCACUGUAAGCGAGACUGUUCA
This is a messenger RNA of Chelmon rostratus (copperband butterflyfish), 742 nucleotides long. RefSeq names its product family with sequence similarity 221 member A (gene fam221a). Bases 1 to 729 code for a protein of 242 amino acids. NCBI's taxonomy places the organism in Eukaryota, Metazoa, Chordata, Actinopteri, Chaetodontiformes, Chaetodontidae. The record is from RefSeq and is a predicted model, not a curated record. The transcript is spliced from 6 exons.